AUGACAGGACCUCCUGUUAUGGGUUUCCCUGCGGGGCCCUCACCUCAGCACCCUCCUAAUACGAUGAUGGGGCCCCCAGGGGCCCCUAUUGGUAGGGCCCCGGGGGCCCCUGGGGGCCCCCCACCUAUGGGUGGAGUAGGAGGGUACGGUCCCCGUAUGGGUGGGGGCCCCCAUGGAGCAGUAGGUAUGGGGGGCCCCCCAUUUGGAGGGCCCCCAAUGGGGGGCCCCCCUCCAUCAAUGGGGGGCCCCCCAAUGGGGGGCCCCCCAAUGGGGGCCCCCCCUCCAGGUAUGGGUCCAACCCCAGGAGGAAUGGGUACUGCAGCAGUUGCAGGGGGCCCCCCACCACCAAUAGCAGCAGCAGCAGCAGCAGCAGUAGGAGGAGGAGCAGGUGGUGCAGCAGCAGCAGCAGCAGCAGCAGCAGCAGCAGGAGCUCCAGGCGGGACUUGGGGCCCUGUUGCUCCUGAGAUGGCUGCAGUUGGGAUGACAGCUUUAAACUUAAAAAGAUUAAAAUAUUUACAGCCGAAAGCCGUUGAUGUUAAUAUACCCCCGAACUGCACAAUUUAUAUAUCAAAUAUUAACGAUAGAGUUAAACUUAAAGAGUUGAGAGAAAAUUUGAAGUCGAUGUUCAAACAAUUCGGAGAAAUUCGACAAAUUGUCGCGAUGAGCUCCUUCUGGAGGAGGGGACAAGCUUGGAUUGUGUUUAAAGACGAAACUGCAGCAACAGCUGCGUUGAACGGCAUGCAGGGUUUUGUCUAUCACGGGCAGCCUUUGCAUAUAAAUUAUGCACUGGCGAAGAGUGAUGUUGUUGCUAAAGAAGACGGGACAUUCGCAGAGAGACCGAAGGGGCCCCGAAAGCCAAAGAGAGUGCGAGAGAAGGAAGAAGUGCAGAAGCAGCUUUUCUUGCAGCUGCAGCAGCAAUAUCUUGCUCUGAAGAGUCCCUCUGGGUUGCCUCCUCAAGCAACAGCAUCAACAAACCCUGCUGCUCUUGUUGCAGCAGCACAAGCACGGCAGCAGCAGCAGCAACAGCAACAGCAGCAGCAGCAGCAGCAGGGUGCUGCGGAUGGCUCCGCCUCUAGCAGCAGCCAAGGCCCUGGUAGCUCGAACAAGGUGCUAUUUGUAGAGAAUCUGCCGGACUGGUGCACGAACUUUGCUUUACAGCAGCUCUUCUCUCAAGCUGAGGGUCUUGUAGAUAUUCGUGCUAUUUUAUUUAAGAAGGUUGCAUUCGUUGAAUAUGCGUCGGAGACAUUAGCAGCUAAAGCCCUCAGCAAGCUGCAAGGUCAGACAAUCAGCGGUACUCCUCUGAGGCUGUCUUACGCGCGGAAGUGA
Eimeria acervulina is the source of this 1326-nucleotide messenger RNA. RefSeq names its product small nuclear ribonucleoprotein U1A, putative. Gene Ontology annotation, molecular function: U1 snRNA binding. The coding region runs from base 1 to 1326 and encodes 441 amino acids. NCBI's taxonomy places the organism in Eukaryota, Apicomplexa, Conoidasida, Eucoccidiorida, Eimeriidae. Gene Ontology annotation, cellular component: U1 snRNP. Gene Ontology annotation, biological process: mRNA splicing, via spliceosome. The transcript has 7 exons. The record is from RefSeq and is a predicted model, not a curated record.